ACCCAUUACCCAAUAUAUUUUUAUCUGUUAAAUACAUACAACUACCCCAAUCGGAUCAUAAUAUCUGUCUCAUUAUCAACAGAUAACCUUCCUCAAUGAAGGCCUAUUCCACUUCAUAAACCAUACACAAAUCUAUAAUUUCUUCAUCGGCAGAGCAAAUCUUCGCAGAAAUGAACGUCAAGGGAAUCAUCGAUGGGAAUAAUCUUGGCCAUGGAAAUACCAAUUGGAUCGUCAAGGAAGAUGUGAAUGAUGAUACCAGCGAUUCGACAUCCAUUGGAUCAAUCUCGGAAGAUUCAGAAAACUCUGUGUCUUCAUUUUCAUCGUCAGAAUUGGCUGAGGAGGUAUCAUCAUCAUCCUCUUCAUCAUCUAAUUCAAACGGACCCUUGUUUGAACUAUCAGAGCUAAUGAACCAACUUCCCAUAAAGAGGGGCUUGUCUAUGUUUUAUGAAGGAAAGGCCCAAUCUUUCAGUUCUCUAGCCAGCGUAGAGAGCGUAGAAGAUCUUGUGAAGAAAGAGAGACCUUGUUACAGGAAGAAAAUGAAAUCAUGCAAAAGCUUCGGGGGAGGCUUGGAUAACCCCAGAAUAUCCUUCACUCCGAAGGCUACAAUUUCAAAGAAAGCUUCCAGAGGAACUCUUGUAUCUGUUCUAACUAAAAGACGGAGUUUCCUCGGAGCCUCCAGAACUUCUUCCUUUGCUGUACAGAAGAACUUUUGAAAUCCAACCUUCAUAGUUAGACCUUGCUUAUUAUUUUAUGCACAAAAUGGGGAAAAUUUUCAAGCCCUCACCUUCUGCUUCUUUUCUGACCUCAAUAUAUAGUCUUAUUGUUAAUUCAUUAAUAUACAUAUGAUUCAUUAGUAUCAUCAAUUCCUGCUACUUUGUUUUUCAUACCAUAGGAUCAUGGCCAGUGUUUCAUUAUUACUAGAAUAAAGUCACAUUACAUGACUGCCAAUUAGCACAUGUAUGCGAGAACUUUUAGGUAAUCGUUGUUGGUGAGAGACAGGCUGUGGAAUAUAUAUGAAAUGAACCACUUAUGUGGAAA
This is a messenger RNA of Vigna unguiculata (cowpea), 1038 nucleotides long. RefSeq names its product protein OXIDATIVE STRESS 3-like. NCBI's taxonomy places the organism in Eukaryota, Viridiplantae, Streptophyta, Magnoliopsida, Fabales, Fabaceae. The record is from RefSeq and is a predicted model, not a curated record.